AAGCACUACUCGGUACAAUGAGGUAUGGUCCACGCGGCCAGAAACGGCGCUCGUGAUUUCAUUUCGAUACACAUUCACAUUUUCGACAUCACAUUAAGUACAUUGCAUAUUUCAUAUCAUCAUUUUACAUCAUACAAAUACAAUUAACUGCACCCACUAAUCAACAUACGUUUGCGCAAAAGAAAAUAAAAUCAACAAACAUUUUGUAAUCUUAUCGUUGCUAACCUAAGCAUAUGUCAAAAAAAAAAAUACUAGUCAAAGCAAGCCACCAUCUUCCUGUGAGUACAUCUUCCUGUGAGCAGUACCCUUCUCGUAUUUUUGUUACCCCGAGAGGUGCAAAAAAAUGUCUUUCCAAGACCCUAGAAUAUCCAACCCUCAGACCAUUAUUCAGCUCUAUGCCCUGCUCAAUAUUAUCCCGGCCGCUACCUCUACCAAGCAGCUUCUUCGUGGUCUCAGUUCUCACUCGUCUGCUCCACGAGACCACGACGGAUCGACUCGCUCUGUCUCGGUGGAGGUGUUGCAGAGGCCGGAGACUCUCCGUCCCGUCCAGGGACCCUGCCCAACUGCAGGACUAGGCGCGCGGCCCGCCGGCGUCGAAGCGUCAGAGGACCACCCGACUACGAGCUCCUGCCUCGGAGGACCAUUAUCCGACCGCAAGCCGCAGGGUAAGGCUCGCGGCUUCGGCGCUUCGCUUGUUAACCCGGCCCGUACGUCGUGAACCUAUCCCCGUAGGAGCAGGCCGACCCAUCGUGAACCGACUAUCUCUCGCUCUAUCUCCCCUUGCUCCGACCAACUUUCCUUAUCUGUCUCCCCCCAUUCCGCUCCGUCGAUCAGACCAUCACACGCGCAAAACGCGAAUCCGGCCGCCCAAUCGACAACAGUUGAAACCCUAGUUUGGUGGCGCCGGCAGGAGCGCGCUGAGCGGAGAGGUUGAGCGAAGAAUUCGAUCUCAGACGAGUACGAUGUCAUCGUCGAGCAUUCCGCCGGCAGAGACGCCCCCAUCGCCGCAAGACCGGAAGCUGUUCGUCGGUUUAGGCGCCAGCAAGAGCAGUAUCACCGUGGCCAUGCUCCGCGAGCACUUCGCCAAGUUCGGCGAGGUGGCCUCGGUGUUCCAGCCCAAGCACAAGCGCACGGGCAUGCCACGGGGCUUCGCCUUCGUCCAAUUCAAGCGCCGCGAAGACGCGCAGCGCGCGCUCACUGCUGACCCGGACAGCCACGUCGUCGGCCGUUGGAAGGAAUGGAUGCGUCGGGGAUAACGAUGCUCGACUCGUCGGGGCGGCCCAUGGCGCGAAACCUGCCAGCGGUGGAGAAAUCAGGCGCGGGGCUGCAGGCAGUCAGAUUCUUUGAGCUCGGGGACAACGGCAACCUAGGCCUCUACUUCUUUGACCAAGGCCUCAACGGGUUCAGCACCACAUACAAGGCGCUCGGGUUCUGUGAGCUUCCCCUCACGCCUGAGGGGUCCAUAGAGUCUACUCCUCCUCCGGUACCUGC
Molecule: messenger RNA, 1491 nt
Organism: Brachypodium distachyon (stiff brome)
Lineage: Eukaryota; Viridiplantae; Streptophyta; Magnoliopsida; Poales; Poaceae
Product: nuclear localization sequence-binding protein-like
Exons: 2
Coding region: 963-1256 (97 amino acids)
Molecular function (GO): RNA binding
Source: RefSeq, a predicted model, not a curated record